This is a messenger RNA of Acanthoscelides obtectus, 1566 nucleotides long. The record is from the annotation of a GenBank genome assembly. NCBI's taxonomy places the organism in Eukaryota, Metazoa, Arthropoda, Insecta, Coleoptera, Chrysomelidae.
AUGACUUCGAAAACUAAAUGGACGUUUCAAGAGCUUCAGAAAGCGACACAGGAGGAGCUUCUACAGAUAGUAGCAGAUUGUGAGGCAAUAUCCGACGCUCAGGCUAUAAAUUCCGAUCUUGAAGGAGAAAGUGAUGCCGACGACAAUCUUCCAUUGACAAAACAGUUUAUUCCAAGUCAAAACCUACCACCAGGGCAAAAUGAUUCAGAUGAUUCUGUAAAAGAUCCCGAUUAUGAAUAUUCUGGAUCAGACAGUGGAUCUGAGAUGACUAAUGCUUGUAACAGUGGGAUGAAUGAAUGUCAAGGAGCCUUAGACAUCUCAACAAAGGACGUUGAAAAUGAUGAAGAUGAACCAGAAGAGACAGGUGCUGAUGGGGAUGAUAUCGAGUUCAUUUGGACGAAAAUUGGAAGCCAACCAAAGACCUAUAAAGAUUUCAACUAUAAUCAACCACAAGGUGUCAAGGAUAUAGUUGGAUUAACAAAUGGCACCAUCGAUUCACCUGUGCAGUAUUUUCACGCAAUAUUCUCGGACGUAGUAUAUGAUAUGAUUAUUACCGAGUCUAACAGGUACGCAGAGCAAAAAGGAGUUGGUUUGAAUUUUCAACGGGAUGAGUUGCAAGCGUUUUUUGGUAUGCUACUGAUAAUGGGCUUCCAUACCCUGCCAAGCCUAAGAUUGUACUGGUCAACAGAUCAAAACUUCCAUGUAAGCCGCAUAAGUAACGUAAUGUCACAAAAGAGGUUUCUACAUAUUCUUCGCUACCUUCACCUAAACGACAAUGAAGUUAUGCCACAGCGAGGACAAGAGAACUUUGAUAAGCUAUAUAAAAUACGUCCACUUGUUGAUAUUUUGAACGAACGAUUUUCAACCCUUUACGCUCCCUACAGGGAACUCUCCAUUGAUGAAAGCAUGGUUGGUUUCAAGGGUCGUACUACGUUGAAACAGUAUAUGCCCAUGAAACCAGUGAAAAGGGGAUUUAAAGUUUGGGUGAUUGCUUGUUCUCGAACCGGUUACAACUUGGGUUUCAAGAUAUAUGAAGGCAAAGAGCAAACUGAUUCGGCAGGUAUAAGCCUGGGAGAAAGAACCGUUCUUACAAUGUCUGAUAAAUAUAAUGAAACAAAUAUUGUAAUAUUGAUUCCGGACUUAACGAAAACUUCAAAAUCAAAGCUUUCCCAGCCUAGUAUGGUUUUCCCUUAUUUCUCACUUAAUCAAAAACUCUGUGUUGCAUCAUGCAUAAGAAAAUAUCUCAACGCAACAAGCACCUUGAGAAACCCAACCUGUGGCUCCCUCUUCAUAACGCACAGUAAACCUCAUGGCGCGGCAACAAAGCAACCUCUGAGCAGAUGGGUGAAAGAUAUCCUCAAACAGGCAGGAGUGGAUACCACAGUAUUUCAAGCACACUCAACUCGACAUGCUUCUACGUCAUCAGCCUUACGAAACGGUGUUUCCAUCGACACAAUAAGGAAAUCAGCAGGUUGGAGCACACACUCGGAUAGCUUCGCAAAAUUUUACAACAGACCAUUGUCUGAAUCUAAUAAUUUUGCCGAAACAGUGUUAUCAGGGAAAUAA